CCCAGUGAGUCAGAACCCUGUUGCGUAAAAGGCGUCAACUGCCGAGUCAUGGCUCGGUGUUGUUUAACAUGCAACGCAACAAGGACAACAUCCUGUAACAGCACGAGCAUGCAGGUACACACUUGAUGGUGAAGGUAGCGAUGACAGACAACCGUCCAGCUGUAGCCAUGCUGUUCAUGCAGAGCUACUGUGAAGCCAAUGCCUCCAUCUCCCACACCUGGGUGGAUCAAGGCAUCUCCCCGUGCUUCUACUUCACACUGGUCCCCACCAUCCUGCUCACCAUCGCCUUCUUCCUCGGCACCAUCCACUGCAUAUUCUACCAGAAAUAUGGCACGGAGAUGGAACCCAAGUUCAUCCCACGCUCGCGCCUCUACGGUUUCCAGCUGGCCAUGUCCGUCCUUCUCCUGAUUCAGUUCCUGGGUGGGAUGGUGUGGCGGGCUGCCAGCGGAGGAGAGCUCCCAGGCUAUGUGGUGUUAUACGGCUGCUUCUCUGCGCUGGGCUGGGCUUGGUCUAUAGCUCUGCUCAGGGUGGAGAGACGCAGGGCACUGUUGAUGGACCGGACAAGGGGCCACAGCGCGGCCCUGCUGCUGUUCUGGGCCGUGGCGUUCUCAGCUGAGAACUUGGCCUUCGUCUCCUGGUACAGCCCUCACUGGUGGUGGGGUUUGGAGGACAAUCAAGAACAGGUGCAGUUCGCCCUGUGGCUGAUGCGCUACACAGGCACCGGGCUGCUCUUCUUCAUUGGCCUCAAAGCUCCCGGGUUGCCACGGAGACCAUACAUGCUGCUGAUAAACGAAGAUGAGCGGGACGUAGAGAGCAGCGGACAGAGCCUUUUGGGCCGAACAGAAGAGAACCAAUCUACCUGGCAGGGUUUCAGGAAGAAAGUGCGCAUGCUUGUUCCCUACAUGUGGCCCCGGGGCAACAUUUACCUCCAGCUGCUGGUCCUCUUCUGCUUAACGCUGCUGGGAAUCGAGAGGGCCAUUAACGUCUUCGUGCCCAUUUACUACAAGAAUAUUGUGAAUGAACUGACUGAUGGCAGCAGCUGGCGCACUCUGUCUACCACCGUGUGUAUUUAUGUGCUGCUCAAGUUCAUGCAGGGCGGCGGUGCAGGUGCCUCAGGUUUUAUCAGCAACCUGCGCUCGUUCCUGUGGAUCCGGGUGCAGCAGUUCACCAACCGCGUGGUUCAGGUGCGACUGUACGCCCACUUGCACGCCCUCUCCCUGCGCUGGCAUCUGGGCCGCAAAACCGGGGAUGUGCUGAGGAGCAUCGACCGCGGCACGUCCUCCAUCAACAGCCUGCUCAGCUACAUAGUGUUCAGCAUCAUCCCAACCAUGGCUGAUAUUGUCAUUUCCAUCAUCUACUUCAUCACUUACUUCAAUGCCUGGUUCGGCCUUAUCGUCUUCGUCUGCAUGGCCAUGUACCUCACUCUGACCAUCAUCAUCACCGAAUGGAGAACCAAGUACAGGCGAGACAUGAAUCAGCAGGACAACAAUGCCAAAUCCAGGGCGGUGGACUCCUUGUUGAACUUUGAGACGGUGAAAUACUACAACGCAGAGAACUAUGAGGUCGGCCGCUUCGAGGAUGCCAUCUUAAAAUAUCAGGUGUCGGAGUGGAAGACCCAGGCGUCCCUGGCCUUCCUCAACCAAACACAGAACCUCAUCAUCGGAUCAGGCCUGCUGGCCGGCUCCCUGCUCUGUGCCUACUUUGUGACAGAAGGAAAGUUUCAGGUUGGAGAUUUUGUUCUAUUUGGUACCUACAUCAUCCAGUUGUACACCCCCCUCAACUGGUUUGGAACCUACUACAGAAUGAUCCAGAAUUCUUUCAUUGACAUGGAAAGCAUGUUCAAACUUUUCGAGGAAGAGGAAGAGGUGAAAGAUGAAGUCAAUGCAGGGAGUCUUCAAUACAAACUGGGAAAAGUGGAGUUUGAGAACGUUUACUUCAGCUACACAAAUGGCAAGGAGAUCCUCAAAGAUGUUUCCUUCACUGUACUUCCAGGACAGACGGUUGCCCUGGUGGGACCGUCAGGCUCUGGGAAGAGCACCAUCAUGCGACUCCUCUUCCGCUUCUAUGACGUUCAGGGAGGCAGCAUCAGCAUCGAUGGGCAGGAUAUAUCUAAAGUGAAGCAGAGAUCUCUGCGAGCUCAUAUCGGCGUGGUUCCCCAGGACACUGUGCUCUUCAACGACACCAUCCGGGAUAACAUCCGCUACGGCCGCAUCUCCGCUAGUGACCAGGAGGUGGAGGAGGCCGCUUUGGCUGCUGACAUACAUGAUAAAAUCAUGACUUUCCCUGAAGGUUAUGAUUCGCAGGUGGGUGAAAGAGGUCUGAAGCUGAGUGGAGGAGAGAAGCAAAGGGUGGCUAUCGCCAGAACCAUCCUCAAAGCACCGCAGAUCAUCCUGCUGGACGAGGCCACAUCUGCACUAGACACACAGACAGAGCGCAACAUCCAGGCGUCACUGGCUAAAGUCUGUGCCAACCGUACAACCGUUGUCGUGGCUCACAGGUUGUCCACCAUAAUCGGAGCAGACCAGAUUCUGGUUAUCAGCGACGGCCACAUUGCUGAGCGAGGACGACACGAGGAACUGCUCGUCAAAGGAGGCUUGUACUCCGACAUGUGGAUGAUACAGCAGCAGGCCCAGGACUCGGACUCCUCGUCAGACACGGAAGCCAAAGACAUCACGUCUGAGAAACUGCAGCCGCAGUCGACCUCUUCAGGCCACUGAAUGUAUUUAUAACUUUUUUUUAGUAUUGUCAAACUGAAUGUGCGAUCGCAGGUCAUGGAGGAAAAGGGAAGGUGCCUUAACCAAACGGAGGAGGUACGAACAAUCUGUCCAAAUGUACCUAAAGACUUUUAUGGUUGUAAUUAUGGUCAAGGUUUGUAUGAAGGGAUGAGGCAAAAAGAUCAAAUUAUUAGCGCAUCAUAAUAUGUAUUUCAAGCCUUUAUUUACGAAGCUAAAUAAUGAAAAGAAGUGCAUGUCGUCUCAUGCCUUCAUCCGGGGGACACCCUGAAUUUUUUUUAUUAAUUUUGAGGAUAUUAUUAUUUUUAGAAAACACUCCUGACAUCUUUUUAAUGUUUAUUUUUGUUAGUUUGUGCUGUCAACUAAAAGCAAAAGCGUUUUCUUAAUAAUCUCUGACCUGACUUAGAUUAUUUAAAGAUACAAAAGGGAGAGUUGCAAGAAAUAAGGGAAUAAAAAACACACUAAUCACACUACAUCGCGCAUAAAUGAUAACUCAUUUUAUAUGAAUGACAAUGGAUUGGUAUACAAGCUGUCAGGGAUUUUAUUCAGCUUUGUUUUAUUUUUUAAGUUUUUGGUAGUCGAUUUCUGAGCUCUGCUGUUAUUUAAGUUGAAAGUGGCACUUUAAAAUGUGUACGCGUCUUUAUACUUUUCAUCACUACGGUAAAGCAGGGUGUGUUGCUCGUCUCAUCUGAAUUGUUGUCAAGGAUACACAAAAAGUAAAGGCUAUUGUGAACAUUUUUAAAAACUGUUUUAGUCUGGCUGAUGUACAUAUAAAGCUGUACCAUCAUAUAAAGAUGUACCAUCAAACUAAAUACUCCAUGCAGUAAUAAUACCCACCAUUAUUCUCACUUAAUGUCAUAUAUAAGUAUUUGCAGUCAUAUACAUAAUUUCUGAAUAAGAAUUUGCAAUCAUUUGAUGUUUUAUAUCUACCUCACAAAAAGUUGUUUGUGAGUAUUAUGUUUUAUAAAUAUUCUGUUUUGUCUUGUACAUCUGAAAAUAAAAGGUUUUUUUUCCAUGA
Messenger RNA from Sebastes umbrosus (honeycomb rockfish), 3750 nucleotides. RefSeq names its product ATP-binding cassette, sub-family B (MDR/TAP), member 6a (gene abcb6a). The record is from RefSeq and is a predicted model, not a curated record. Gene Ontology annotation, cellular component: membrane. Gene Ontology annotation, molecular function: ATP hydrolysis activity; heme binding; ABC-type heme transporter activity. The transcript is spliced from 20 exons. Gene Ontology annotation, biological process: transmembrane transport; heme transport. NCBI's taxonomy places the organism in Eukaryota, Metazoa, Chordata, Actinopteri, Perciformes, Sebastidae. Bases 126 to 2717 code for a protein of 863 amino acids.